AUGCCAAUCUCAUUGCAGGCAAAAGCAGAUCAUUCCGAGUCAGAAGCAUCUGCCACUUCUGACGACGAGAAGUCGUUUGAUAAAGGACGAUGUAUGAGUGUGAUGAGAUAUGACUUUGAUGAUCUACUUACGAGUGACCGCUUUGAGCAUCCUGAUCUUGUGGGAAGAAUUGAACCUGAUGAAUUCAACAUGGAGUACUAUGAGCAGUCUCGGCUCGCCACACCUCUCAUUUUUACAUGUGAUCCUCAUGAACUUGGAAUGAAGAUUCCGAAAGCUGAUGAAUUCUCAGUGGAUGAUGUCCUACGGCUUGUUGGUGAUGACCGAAUGAUCGAAGUUGUGGAA
Molecule: messenger RNA, 342 nt
Organism: Cylicostephanus goldi
Lineage: Eukaryota; Metazoa; Nematoda; Chromadorea; Rhabditida; Strongylidae
Source: the annotation of a GenBank genome assembly